Spirodela intermedia is the source of this 381-nucleotide messenger RNA. The record is from the annotation of a GenBank genome assembly. Lineage: Eukaryota; Viridiplantae; Streptophyta; Magnoliopsida; Alismatales; Araceae.
AUGGUCCAGAUCUUGGGAUCUUAUGAAGACGGCGGCACCGUCUUUCUCUUACUGGAAGUCGCCCUUCUCGCCGCCAUGGUGAUCGCGGCGGGGAACACUACCCUGGGCAUUAUCGCUUCCGUAGGUCGCCUCAGGGGAGUGUCGGCGGCGGCCCUGGUGGCGGCCGCCGUUUCGUUGGUGGCUGCGCACGUGAUUCCCCGAUUGUGGCUGGCGCUGGCGGUGGUGCUCCGGGCGCCGGUCGGAGUGGUGCUGGUGGCGGCGACGGCGGCUGUGGCCACGGUGACGCUGGUCUUCGCCGCCAGCCUCCUCCUGGGGGAGUGGCUUGUAGUCAUUUGGCGGGGGUGUAAGAGAAUCAGCGCAUUCAUCGUGGAUGUCAAGUGA